CUAUUAAUUCAAUGUCCCGUGGUUGAAACUUGAAACAAGCGGAUUGAUAACAAAUUGCAAUCUCAUUGCCAAUUUUGUAACCAAAAAAAUGAAAUCUCACUAAUUAAAGAUGGAGCACUCAAAUGCACCUCACAUAUUGGUUUUACCUUUUCCAGCAGAAGGCCACAUCAAACCUAUGUUUAACCUAGCCAAACUUCUUUCCCUUAAAGGACACAAAAUCACCUUUGUCAACACACAUCACAACCACAAUCGUCUCAUCCAAUUUACAGACUUACCCUCAUUCCACACCCAAUUCCCCGGUUUCCACUUUGCGUCCAUCACCGAUGGCGUGCCCGACAACCUUCCUCAGAACGAGUUCGAACACAUGAUCUCUCCGACCAGCAGGUCCGAGGUUGCCGGAGAGUUCCGAGGUUUAUUGUCGAGGCUUGUUGUCGAGAAACCUCGUCAGUGGGACCCACCUCCUUCUUGUGUAAUAAUAGCUGAUGGGUUGAUGUCAACGGUUUCUAUGGACGUUGCUAAAGAGUUCGGGGUUCCGCUGAUCGCUUUUAGAACCUACAGUGCCACGGCCACGUGGGUCUCAAUUCACGUUAGCAAAAUUGUUCAGGAGGGAGUCAUGGAUCUGCAAAAUCCGGAAGAUAUGGAUAAAGUGCUCAGGAGCAUCCCAGGAUUGGAGAAUCUAUUGAGAGAAUGUGAUCUUCCAUCUAUUUUAAAAUUGAAGCCUGGAAGUCUUUACAUUGAUUUCUACAUCAAAGAAACCUUGACCAUGACUCAAGCUUCUGGUCUUAUAGUCAAUACCUUUGACCAGCUAGAAGCCUCCAUUAUCACUAAGCUAACUACUAUAUUCCCCAAGGUAUACACCAUUGGUCCUCUCCACACUCUCACCAAGACCCAAUUCAUCACAAACAAUAGUUCAUCAUCCCUUCAUUUGAGAAAAGAAGACAAAAGUUGCAUAACUUGGCUUGACCAACAAAAGGCAAGGUCAGUUUUAUAUGUUAGUUUUGGCACCUUGGCAAAGGUGUCACAUGAGCAACUAGUAGAGAUUUGGCAUGGUUUGGUGGGUAGUUUGAAGCCUUUCUUGUGGGUUAUUAGACAAGGGCUUAUCAUUGGAGAAGGUGGUUUGGGACAUAAUGUGCCUAUGGAGCUUGAAUUGAAGACCAAAGAAAGAGGGCUCAUGGUGAAUUGGGCCCCUCAAGAAGAGGUUCUGGCCCACCCUUCAGUGGGUGGAUUUUUUACUCAUAGUGGUUGGAAUUCCACAUUGGAAUGUAUUACUGAAGGCGUGCCUAUGCUUUGUUGGCCACUGAUAGCUGAUCAAACGGUUAAUAGUAGGUGUGUGAGUGAGCAAUGGGGGAUUGGGCUUGAUAUGAAUGGAAUAUGUGAUAGGCUAAUUGUGGAGAAGAUGGUGAAGAAUUUGAUGGAGAAUCAAAUAGAAAGACUCACAAGCUCUACAAAUGAGAUUGCAGAAAAAGCUCAUGAUAGUGUUAACGAAAAUGGUUCAUCUUUUCAUAAUAUAGAGAAUUUAAUCAAAGACAUAGGGACGAUGAAGGUAAGGAAAUAAUUCUGAGUAAAACACAUUUUUUAGAUGAACAAUGAUGGCAUUUUUAUUUUCGUAAUGUAAAUAUUGCUAUGUAAUAAUUUUUAAAUUU
This is a messenger RNA of Glycine soja, 1643 nucleotides long. RefSeq names its product 7-deoxyloganetic acid glucosyltransferase-like. The transcript is spliced from 2 exons. The record is from RefSeq and is a predicted model, not a curated record. NCBI's taxonomy places the organism in Eukaryota, Viridiplantae, Streptophyta, Magnoliopsida, Fabales, Fabaceae. Bases 110 to 1555 code for a protein of 481 amino acids. Gene Ontology annotation, molecular function: UDP-glycosyltransferase activity.